GCGGCGGCGGCCGGGGGUGCUGUGCGCGUGCGCCGCUGACUCUAUAUCAGGGGCUGGCGGCGCCUGCGCGCAGAGAGGCAGGCGGCGGGCUGGCGCGGGAGCCAUGUCUCGCUACGGUCGCUAUGGAGGCGAGACCAAGGUGUACGUGGGGAACCUGGGCACCGGCGCCGGCAAGGGCGAGCUGGAGCGAGCCUUCAGCUACUACGGCCCGCUGCGCACGGUGUGGAUCGCGCGGAACCCGCCGGGCUUCGCCUUCGUGGAGUUCGAGGACCCGAGAGACGCGGAGGACGCGGUGCUCGGGCUGGACGGAAAGGUGCUGUGCGGCUCGCGGGUGAGGGUGGAGCUGUCGACGGGCAUGCCCCGCCGCUCCCGCUACGACCGGCCCCCCGCGCGGCGCCCCUUUGAUCCCAACGACCGGUGCUACGAGUGCGGCGAUAAGGGCCAUUAUGCUUACGACUGUCACCGCUAUAGUCGUCGGCGGAGGAGCAGGUCACGGUCUAGAUCUCAUUCAAGGUCCAGAGGAAGAAGGUAUUCUCGGUCACGCAGCCGAAGCCGUGGUAGGAGAUCCAGGUCAGCUUCCCUUCGCAGAUCCAGGUCUGUGUCGCCUCGUAGAUCUAGAUCGGCCUCACCCCGUAGAUCCCGAUCACGUUCUUUAAAAAGAUCAAGGUCUAGAUCAAGAUCCAGAUCCAGAUCUGCUUUAUGGCCACGAAGCAGCCGAUCAAAGUCCAGAUCACCAUCUCCAAAGAGAAGUCGUUCACCAUCAGGAAGCCCUCGAAGGAGGAGUGCAAGUCCUGUAAGAAUGGACUGAAAUUUCAAAGUUAACCUUUUAGGAAGAAAGUUAUUUUGUUUACCUUGUUAUAAGGGAUUUUGUGUCUGAUGUAAAUGUAAGGGCUUAGUCCUAGAAGGGUAUUUCAAUCAAAUAACAAUUGGCCUGGAUCGGGAUCUUCUAAAUUGUGACAUCACAUUAGUAGAUUAGUGCGCAACUUUUUUUGUUGUAUGCAUUUGCAUCCUGUGAUCUGAAAAUGUGGGACUUUUUUUAUUGUCACAUAGAAAUAAAAUGUGUAUUUCUAACUAAAAA
Messenger RNA from Dermochelys coriacea (leatherback sea turtle), 1078 nucleotides. RefSeq names its product serine/arginine-rich splicing factor 7. Gene Ontology annotation, molecular function: RNA binding; zinc ion binding. Gene Ontology annotation, cellular component: nuclear speck. The record is from RefSeq and is a predicted model, not a curated record. The coding region runs from base 104 to 808 and encodes 234 amino acids. Gene Ontology annotation, biological process: mRNA splicing, via spliceosome. The transcript is spliced from 8 exons. Lineage: Eukaryota; Metazoa; Chordata; Testudines; Dermochelyidae.